UUCAUUAAAAAGUUCAAACUUCCACAUAUCAACAUGGAGCCGCCCCUCAGGAAACCAACCCUCCUAUAAAAACCAAUCUUCAAUUUUGAUUUGGGUUUUGCGAACCCAUAUACAUAUCAGACCAAACCAAAGUGUAUCUAUCUGUCACCCUUCAAAACACUACAUCUAAUCUAAUCUCUCAACCCACACUAUAUACGUAUUUCAUAGAUCUUAUAUACAUAUACACAUACAUACAAUCUAUAUAUAUACUUAACCCCAAUCAUAAUCAAAGAUCGUUAAAUGGGCUGCAAGAAUAGACAACAAUUUCAAGAAAAACAAGAACAAGAUAAAAGAUCAUCAUCAUCAAAACAUGUUAAUGAUGCUUUGUUGUUGACAACUAUGUGUCUCAUUGGUCUCUCUGUUGAUGUUCAUAUCAAAGAUGGCUCUGUUUAUUCUGGAAUCUUUCACACUGCUUCUGUUGAUGACCAUUAUGCAAUCGUAUUGAAGUCUGCAAAGAUGAUCAAGAAAGGGACCUGUAAAUCGAAUGUGGCGAGUGAGGAUGUCAUAGAAACACUUGUAAUCCAUUCAAAGGAUCUUGUUCAAGUGGUACCAAAGAAAGUUUUGCUUCCAGCCAAUGGUUCUGCAGGACAUGAAACUGGAGACAAUACAGUGGCUGUUGCAUGCACUCCACCUUCUAAUGGAACUCCAUUGGCAGAAGGAAACAAAAUAUCUAACAAGCCAAAUGUUGGUCAAGCGCAUGCUAAUCAAACAAGCAGAUGCUCAUCCGGAACUGAAAAUGGGUUUGCUAAUGGACUUAGACCCGAAAUCUCUCACCCUACCAAUGCUCAUCAAGUGCAAGCUAAAACGUCUAUAGUCAGUGCUCCUUCCACAGUCUCUUCAGAACCAUUAGUCAGCUCAUCAGCUCCAAGUGAAACCGUCACUUCAAAAAUCUCAAAUCGAGCUUCUAAGGAGUUUAAACUUAACCCUCAAGCAAAGAUAUUUUCUCCAUCAUUUCCAAAUAAGAGAUCAACGACCCCUCCAGCAAUUGCUAACAAUACAAAUCUUGCAUACAUUCACGACAGUUAUCAAGCUGUCCCGGUUGCCACCCAACAGCCGGAAGUUGAAAUCAGCCCGUAUGCUCCUCGUUCCCUGCCCCUUAAGUUUCUUCCAUAUGGAGGCAAUGAUGUACAACAUCCUCAGCCAGUUAUCGGAUAUAUGCACAGGGCUCAGCCAGUCAGAAAUGGUGGGCAAUAUCAUCAAGUUCAGACGGCCCCUACUUAUGUCCAGCCAAGUCCUCAGAAUGUAAUGGUUGGAAGAUUGGGACCGGUUGUCUACGUUCAUCCAGUUUCUCAGGACAUCGUCCCGAGCACAACUGGCUUCCCUCAGAUGUCUACAUGCUCCAUCUUAACUCCCCACCAAAUCCAUGUCCCUAAACACCAAGUAAAUGCAGCAGGUCAAGCAUUACAGUUAUGUGCAACUCCUCCUUUUAUAGCCGCAGGUGGUGGUCAGGCACCUUUUGUUUUGCCAAGCCACAUUCCCAUUUCGCAACCACCUUACCCUAUGAUCCGCCCAAUGUCGGUCCCCGGAUCCAACGGUUACUUUGUAUCAAAGUUUUCUUAGAAGUGAAGAUAAAAUAGAGGUUUCAAGAUUUAUAUGAUUUUAGACGGGUGAAAAGGCCUUCAUCAAGUUUUGACUUUUUUUUCUUUUCUUUUGAAUAGUGGGUUUUCUUGCUCUUUUUCCCAGUUUCCGGUUCCAUGUCUAUACGAGUGAAAAUUUUAAGGUGGAACCAAGGGGUUUGUCACCUUCAUUCUGUUUUGUUCUUUUUGUAUAAUUCAAAUACAGGAUGAUUACAGAAUGGUUAUAUUGAUUCUUUUAUAGCAAGUUUGAGACUGAGUUA
This is a messenger RNA of Erigeron canadensis, 1876 nucleotides long. Its product is annotated as polyadenylate-binding protein-interacting protein 4. Gene Ontology annotation, biological process: cytoplasmic stress granule assembly. Bases 280 to 1599 code for a protein of 439 amino acids. Gene Ontology annotation, molecular function: RNA binding. Lineage: Eukaryota; Viridiplantae; Streptophyta; Magnoliopsida; Asterales; Asteraceae. The record is from RefSeq and is a predicted model, not a curated record. The transcript has 9 exons. Gene Ontology annotation, cellular component: cytoplasmic stress granule.